GUUGAAACUUGUGCUAAAUUUAGAAAUAACUGAAGAACCUUACAGGCCAUGGCAUAUAAAAUACUUGCUCCGUCGGUAGUUCAGACAUUGUGAUCCAAAGUCCUAACCAAGCCAGUGAAGAUGUUCAUCCAGAGUUUUCUACUGCUAUUGGCAAUUGGUUUCCUGUCUGCAGGACGAGUUUCCCGACCGGAGGAAAGGAUUAUCGGUGGGCAGAACAUUGAAAUAGAACAGGCUCCUUGGCAGGUGUCCCUACAAGUGAAUGGGGAACACAGCUGUGGAGGCUCUAUUUACACCAAGGAUAUUAUCAUAACUGCUGCCCAUUGCCUUUAUGAAAAAGAACGCCGACUGGAGGCCAAAGAUUUUCUUAUUCGCGUGGGCUCGUCGUUGUCGAACUCCAAAGGAACCCUUGUCAAAGUGGCCGCCAUAAGGUCUCACGAGAAUUAUAACAGUACAAAUUUCACCAAAGACAUUGCCGUCAUGCGAUUAAGUGAACCUCUUAAUUUCACCGACAAAGUCAAGAGUAUCCCUUUGGCCGAGAGGAAUCCUGCUCCUGGAACAGUUGCAAUGGUUUCCGGCUGGGGAGCAACAUCAGUAUUACCUUCACAUAAUGGCUAUCCGGUGUUAUCAUAUCCUAUAAAUCUUCACGGCGUAUACCAUAAUAUACGAAAUUGGAGCUAUUGUAGUGAGAUUUUGUCUAUGUCGGAGAGUAAUAUUUGCGCCGGAACUUAUGGACAAUCGGCAUGUUUUAUGGACUCUGGUGGACCAUUGGUUGUUAACCAAGAACUUGUGGGUGUCGUCUCAAAAGGGCCUGCAUUUUGUGAUGGUUUUACAGUCUAUGAAAGUGUUCCUUUCUUUCGACCCUGGAUUCUAAAUGCCAUUGCAUCUAUUUAAUCAAAAGUUUUGAAUGUUAAACUAUAUCAAAAAUAUAAAUGUCAUUACGAUAGACUCAUAUAAGCAAACCUAAAAAUGUUUCACUACCUUAUACCUUUAAUAAACGAGGGCAUAAAAAUGUACAAACAUUUCCAUCCCAAUAAAUAAAAUGUUGAAUUUUCAA
Drosophila elegans is the source of this 1054-nucleotide messenger RNA. Its product is annotated as trypsin beta-like. Bases 121 to 891 code for a protein of 256 amino acids. Gene Ontology annotation, biological process: proteolysis. The transcript has a single exon. Gene Ontology annotation, molecular function: serine-type endopeptidase activity. Lineage: Eukaryota; Metazoa; Arthropoda; Insecta; Diptera; Drosophilidae. The record is from RefSeq and is a predicted model, not a curated record.